Messenger RNA from Rotaria sp. Silwood1, 2100 nucleotides. NCBI's taxonomy places the organism in Eukaryota, Metazoa, Rotifera, Eurotatoria, Philodinida, Philodinidae. The record is from the annotation of a GenBank genome assembly.
AUGGAAAAUCAUGAAAAUGAACGUAAUGUUUCAACAAUUUAUCUAUUAGGUAAAACAUAUGUAACUAAAAAAGAAAAAUUUUAUAUUCGAAAUGAUCCAAUUAUACAUAUGGCUGCGGGUGAUAGACACACAAUUAUUGUUACUGAAAGUGGUCGUGCAUAUUCUUUCGGUGAUAAUAAUUCAGGUCAAUUGGGUUUUGGUCACAUGCAUCAGACACAAAAAGUUUCAUGUAUAAAUAGUUUAAAACUUCUUAAUACGGGAGAAAAAGUUAUACUAGCUGCAUGUGGUCGUGAUUCAUCAUUAGUUGCGACAGAUCAUGGUUCAUUGUAUGCAUUUGGUUUAAAUAAUUGUGGUCAAUUAGGUAUUGAAUCAAAAGAAUCAAUAGCUAUUCAUCCUUAUCCUGUUAAAAUCAAGUAUUUUCGUUCAACAAUGUCUUGGAAACAAAUAUCAAUGGGUGCUGAACAUACAUGUGUAUUAAAUAAUAAUGGUGUAGUUUAUGCUUGGGGUUUAAAUGAAGAUGGUCAAUGUGGACAAGCACGUAAACAUUAUAUUAUAGGAGUACCAACAGAACUUAAAUUAGAAUAUCCUGUCGUUGCUAUAUCAUGUGGAUAUUAUCAUACAGCAUUAAUUACUGAAGGUGGUAGAUUGUUUCUAUGUGGAAAUAAUCAUUAUGGGCAAUUAGGAUGUUCAAUACCAGCUCAACAUGUUGGCCCCUUCGAAGUUCCAUUACCAGAUCCUGUUAAAGCUGUUGCAUGUGGAAAUCAACAUACUGUUGUAUUAACAGACAAAGGAGAAGUCUAUACAUGUGGACAAGGUGAUUUUGGUCAACUUGGUCUUGGUUGUAGUGUUACAAUUGCUGAAGAUUUUAAAAUUCUUGAAAAUUUACCAAAACCUUUUAUAGCUAUAGCUGCUGGUAAAACUCAUACAGCUAUUCUAAGUCAUAAUGGUUGUAUAUAUGUAUUCGGUGAUGGUAGCUAUGGCAAAUUGAGUUAUGAAAAUUAUUCAAAUGAAUUUGAACCACGUUCUAUUAUUAAAUUUAAAGGACAUAAUGUAUUAAAAGUUGUUUGUGGUGGUUGUCAAACAGUCAUACUUGCUGAAAAGAAACCAACUGAAAAUGCAAACGAUAUUCGAAAUAAAACAAUUUCAAAAACUCAAUCUAUAAAAGAUCUCGUUGCUAUGGAUAGUUAUUCAUCUAAGACUAAUUCUACAAAUACAAAUGAUAAUUCAAUAGUCACAUCUCUUCAAUAUGGCGGACAUUUUAAAACAUCAACAAAUACAAAUUCUUCUUUACAUACUACAUUAAAUUCUGAUCCUAAUGAAUUAUCAUUUUUGAUGAAAAAUGCAUUAAUCAAUACCACACCGAUAAAAAUAAAUGAAACAUUACAAUCAACAUCAAGUUCAUUGAAAGCAACAAGUUUAUAUAUAAAUAAUUAUGAUGUUAAACCUAUCAAAACAUCUUUACUUGGUCAUAAAGUUCCUCUAAUUAGCAUAAUAAAUGAUUUAACAAAAUCAAAUAAUAGUUUAUCAUCUAUUGAUCAAUCGACUUUAGAUGAUACAAAAUUAGAUCAUGGAAAUUUUAAAAAUUCUUUUAAAACACAACCAAAUUUGGAUGAUGGAACAUCAGCAUCUGAUGAACGAUCGCUAUCAGUAUCACAAUUAAAUACUGAAGCAAUUUCAUUAAAUGAAAAUGAUAUUCAUCUUAGCACGAACUCCACUCCUACUAAAAUGUUAACAAAAUAUUAUCAUCAAGAAACAGCAUCUAAUAAAUCUUGUGAUAGUAAUCAUUGUCCGUCAUCAUCAUCAUCAUCAUCAUCAUCUUCAUCAUCGUCUUUAUCAUUAUCAACAAGUACUAGUCAUGAUUCAUCAUCUUUUUCAUCAGUAUUCCAUGGAAAGGGAUUAAUAAAUUCAAAAUCAUUUUAUGAUUGUCAACAUGGUACUCAUUUUUCUACAAUUCGAACAAGUUCAAAAAGUGAUUCAACAAAAAAAUCGAUUAAAACUGAAUCACAAUCUGCCUUAUUUUCAAGAAUUUUAAGUACAAAAUCUUCACAAAAAUUAUCAACAGCUACAAAUAAGAAUUCCAGAACAUGUUUAAUUAUGUAA